AUGUCCAUCGCUAGUUUACUUGGUUCCCAGCCUUUUUCUGAUCUCAAUUUCCGUGUACGACCUCCCGUCCUGAUACCUCGUCCCGAAACCGAGGAAUGGGUAGUCAAGUUAUCACAGCUCCUUUCACCAUCAAAGCUGGCCGUCUCUCGUCCGCUCUCCUUAUUGGACCUCGGAACCGGAACAGGAUGCAUACCAAUUCUCCUUUGUCAUAUAUGGGCUAAAGGCGGGGUUCGCGCACACGGAAUCGACAUCUCAUCCGACGCCGUUCAAUUGGCGAACGAGAACGCCGUAUCGUGCGGACUUUCCCCUGACCAGUUCAAUGCGGUCCGAGCAAAUUUUCUCUCACCUGAGUUUCUGAGCAGCUUGUCACAUCAUCUCGCACCUCCGUUCGACAUCGUCACAUCGAAUCCCCCUUACAUUUCUUGGGAUGAAUACCUUCGCCUUCCCGCGAGCGUGGUGAGACACGAGGAUCCGAAAGCCCUCUUUGGGGGCCCGUCUGGCUUGGAAUUCUACCGUGCCAUAGCAUGGCUCUGUUCUCGAGAAGGUUUUCUAUCUCCUAGGGCCCUUGUGGCACUUGAGAUUGGUUGCAACCAAGCUGCUGCCGUGCAGGAUAUAAUGCAGGCGGCGGGAUUUGCCACUGAAGUUUGGCGCGAUGCCUGGGGCAAGGAACGGACAAUUAUAGCUCGUCGUCCCUUCGUCUGA
Marasmius oreades (fairy-ring Marasmius) is the source of this 702-nucleotide messenger RNA. RefSeq lists its product as uncharacterized. Lineage: Eukaryota; Fungi; Basidiomycota; Agaricomycetes; Agaricales; Marasmiaceae. Gene Ontology annotation, biological process: protein methylation. Gene Ontology annotation, cellular component: mitochondrion. The record is from RefSeq and is a predicted model, not a curated record. The coding region runs from base 1 to 702 and encodes 233 amino acids. Gene Ontology annotation, molecular function: protein methyltransferase activity. The transcript is spliced from 4 exons.